AUGGCAGUGCGGGACGCUGCGCGGCCGGGCGCGGAGGGAUCCGGCCGUGCCUCCGCCCCGUCUGUCUUCGGUGCCAGAUCAGGACUGCCGCAGCGUUAUCCCCACAGGUUUCUGUGCCCUAUCCCCACCGGUAGCCGGGUUCCUGUUUCCACGGGCGGCACCAAUCCAGCCAUGGGUAGUGUGAAUAACUCAGAAGGUCCCUGGCUACAAAGAUUUGCAAAUGGGAAACCUGCGAGAAGACCCAAGCGGCAAAAGCCUUGGAGGGCAGCACCUGAUCAAAGCCGAGACAUCAUUGCUUCUGCUCAGUGCAUCUUGGACAGAGAAAAUUUUGUGAGGGAGGUGGACAGAUAUUUGAAGCACACUGAUUUCCUAGAGCUGAGAAAGACAGAGCUUCUCUACAAAAAAUAUCUUGAGAAUAUUUCAGAGCCAGUUAUGCAGAAAAUUAAGGACCAAAUGGACAGCCAGUCAGAGAAAGAAGUAUGGAAAAGAAGACGAGAACAAUUCUCUCAAUAUUUAAACUACUGUACAAAGAAGGGCUAUGUGUUUUUGGAUGAUUAUGACCCAUCAGAGUAUGAUCCAUUCUUCCAGAAGACCUGCACAGACUGCUGGAAGGUGUCAGCAGGGUGGAAUUCAUCAACGAGCACAAUCACAGAGAGAGCCAAUGAUGUCACCUAUACUCCAGCUGACCACAGCAGCAAGUACAGCCAUCAAAGGUACCCUUUACAAAAUAGGUUACAUGCACUGCCAAAGCAAAUCAACAUCAACUUGGAACACUGCAAGGAACUAAGCACAACCAGGAACUAA
Messenger RNA from Onychostruthus taczanowskii (white-rumped snowfinch), 804 nucleotides. It is a transcript of the gene FAM228B, whose product is annotated as family with sequence similarity 228 member B. The coding region runs from base 1 to 804 and encodes 267 amino acids. Lineage: Eukaryota; Metazoa; Chordata; Aves; Passeriformes; Passeridae. The transcript is spliced from 7 exons. The record is from RefSeq and is a predicted model, not a curated record.